Sclerotinia borealis F-4128 is the source of this 4428-nucleotide messenger RNA. The record is from the annotation of a GenBank genome assembly. Lineage: Eukaryota; Fungi; Ascomycota; Leotiomycetes; Helotiales; Sclerotiniaceae.
AUGCCUUCGCAACAACAUCCAAGAGCUCAAUUUGUGCCUCUAUCACCUAAUAUCGAUCUCGAUACUCUAGUGAAUGAUAACCCAAGCUUCGAUCAUGUUCGCAGAGUUCCUCAAUCCGAUCUGGAGUCACAUACUGUUCAAAGUCUUGAGCAAUUGGUGCAUUAUCAUGUGGUUCAAGAAGGAAGACCCCUUGUUCUUGAAGGAUGGGGCUCCUAUAUUCCACCUUCGUUAUUCUCCUCGAAAUGGCUAGAAGAUAAUCUGGGUAAAGAGGUACAAAGGGUUCGAGACAUUACCAAUAGCAUUGACCUUCAGAUGACUAUGGGACAUUACCUUCGUUCGAUGGGCCAACUAACAAAUCAAUUCACCCCUCAAACCUUCCGAGACCCAAAACGACAACGACUCUACCUGAAAGAUAUCGACUGCCCUGCUGAAUGGGUAGACAACCUGAAAGAUGUUUUGCCGGAAGCCUUUUUCUACCUCAAUGAUUGUAUCGAGUCCCGAACUGGUGGCGAUGGAGCAAUCCGCGAGCCCAACGAAUUCGGUCAGAUGCGAUUUGGAAAAGGAGUUGCGGCUGCAGGUGAUUUGAUGAGCAGUCUUCCAACGAAUAUGCAAGCUUUGAAUAUGAUGUGUUAUAUUGGUCACGAAGGUACUUAUACUCCAGCUCACAGAGAAAUGUGCGCAAGUUUGGGACACAAUCUCAUGGUUGAAACUUCGACUGCCGACAACGGGGAACGGCCUGGGAGCUCAAUCUGGUUCAUGACCGAGUCUAAGGAAAGAGAUAUGGUAUCGGAAUGGUUCGUUUCGAAGCUUGGUCACGAUAUAGAAGUUGAAAAGCACUUUGCGCAACUGAACGCCUGGAGAAAAGCCCCAUUCAAUGUUUGGGUGACCGAGCAAAAGGCUGGAGACCUAAUCUUAAUUCCACCUCUUGCUCCUCAUCAGGUCUGGAAUCGCGGAACUCGGACAAUGAAGGCUGCAUGGAAUCGAACGACUGUCGAUACGCUUGAGCUUGCCAUCCAUGAAGCACUUCCUCGUGCUCGUCUCGUUUGUCGCGAUGAACAAUACAAGAAUAAGGCCAUCAUCUAUUACACGCUAGACAAGUAUUAUAACUUGCUUACACGAGAUACGGUCGAGCCAAAGAUGUGGAUGAGACCUGGAAGUCGAAUUCGGCAGGUUAUGGAAGAUUUCAAACGCCUAUUCCAACUCUAUACCGAAGUGCUAAUCAGCGAAUUGUUUUCCCGCGCGCGCGCCGUGAAGAACGUGGAGUUUCUACCAUACGACUCAAACGUCACUUGCUCAUACUGUCGAUGCAAUAUCUUCAAUCGCUUCUUGACUUGCAAAUCAUGCAUCCUCACGGCUCCCACGGGAGAGGAAGAUACGUAUGAUAUUUGUAUGGAGUGUUACGCUAUGGGUCGUUCUUGUGCUUGCAUCUCCUGUUUGGAGUGGGUAGAGCAAUGGAAUGAGAAAGAACUCAGACAAAACUAUGAACUGUGGCGCGGUGUGGUUAUAAACUUCGAAGGCCUUCAUGAAGAUUCACCUAAACCUCUGGAAGAUGAGAGAGAUAAAACUGGCAAGAAAACUGUUGCUCAAAUAUGCCAAGAACAACUUGCCCUUCGGCCAUGGAAAGAUAUCACCAAGCCGGAGGUCAUAGAGCCAUUAGACGGCGAAUCGGAUGUUGAGCCAGAAGCUGAUGAUGAAGGACGCCUAAAGAAGCCAUACAAAAAGCCUUCUAGGCGAGCCAUCACCAUUGGAAUUGGCAAUCUGCGCGUUGUGCCACCUGUUCCACAUCUUAUUGCUACGGAACUCUGUGGCGAGCGUUUGACAUGCCGGAGAGAUCCGAAACAAACCCCGUAUACUCCCAAGGGAACACUUCUUGGACAUGAUACCAAGAAGGUGGCUGAUUACAGGAGCGUUGAAAGUCUAGUUGACUUUGCGAAAACGAAUCUUUCUUGGUUGAAACACGAAGACGAAAAUCAGCCAAAUCCACAAGAAACGGGAAGAAUGAGGAGAUUGAGAGAAAAAGCUGAAAAGCAUAAAGCUCAGGAGCCUACUAUUGAUAAUAGUUAUCUUGGAUAUGGGGAAGAAGCUUUCUACCGUGAGGACGACCCAGAGGAUAACCAUUUCAAUAAUAUGGCAGACAUUGAUCCUUCACUUCGUGAUGACACAAAUCAGCCACCUCAACUUGAAACCAACGGGCUCCAUCCCUCUUGGAAUCAGACUCAGGAGCCUUCUGAAUUUACUCUCGAGGAGCAGAUCCACCAGCAGUUGGGAGCUCUCGACGCACACCAUGAUCUGGACGAUGAUUAUCAUGCUGAAAUGCACGGCCCUAGCGGAGCAGCACAAUAUCCAUCGAAACUUCUAGCACCAGUCGCACCUAUGGUUUCUUGGGAAUCAGCGCUACCUGAUCCUCAAACACCUUUUAAUAAGCCCGCCAGCAUGAUGGGUGGCAAUUAUUACCCGACAGAAAUUGGCAUGGACGGCAUUCUCUAUGAUUCUCCGAAAUCUGACUUAGAACCAAUGGAAAUGGAUACUAUUAAUCCUGCAGACCUUUUGGCUUCACUCGAUCAGUUUCGUAGCGUUACAAAAAAGAGAAAGCGCCUCAAUUCUGAGGGUAUUCCAGAGGACGAUGACGAGGAUGUAGAAUUCGUCGCUUCCAGGCGCCACAGGAAGGCUAAACCCAAGGUAGUUGAUGCAGAAACAGAGCCAGAACCGGAUAGUAUUUCUCGACCUGAGCAUCGUCCAUCGCGUGUUAGCAAACGUCAAGAUUACACUGAGCCUCCACUAGCAGAAGUAGAGAAUCUGUCAAGCUCGGAAGAAGAGACUGAGCCGCAACCGACUUCACGACAGAGCUUAAUUUCCAACGUUGGUCAGGCAUCCGAUGACGUCGAUCUCGCAGCAAAAGCUUUCAGUUAUUUCACCAAAGACCAGACAACAGAGAAAGCCGGCACUACACCCAUCUCGAAUGGUAAGAGAAAGCGUGGUCGACCGAGUCUCGCAUCUAGAGUGGCGGCUUCUCCUAGUAUGGCUGCCUCCCCUGGUCCAUCGAAGUCAUCUGCGUUUGUCAAACCUCCUCGGAAGUCUACAUGGCUUUCAAGAAAUGAUGGCGCGGGUGACGAGGAAGAGUAUCCUUCUGAAUUACCAGUCACGAGAGCCAGAACCUCGCGCAAUAGUGCGCCAUCAGAGAAGAAGCCCAGGGCUACUCGGCAAACUAUCACUGAUGCGUCCGGCGACGGAAGCGGAGUCGAAGCUGACAGCGACGAAUUCGAAGACAAGCCUAGGAAGACACGGAGAACCCGUCAAAGCACGGUGUCAAGAGAGCCAAAAUUGCACGUCGACAAAUCCGAUGAUGAAUCCGAGAAGGCUAGCGAAGAUUAUGGCGAAGAAGUCAGCGAUGGUAGUCUUUUCGGCAAUAAUGUGAAUAAUGCGGUCAGUCCAGUUAGCCCAGAAAUGUCUGAAGAGGAAGAGCAAGCAAACGAGAACAUGGUUGAAGAUCCCUAUGAUAGUGCGACGGCAGCUGAAGUUAUCGAAGCACAAUUGGCAGAUCCUUCCGUCCAUACAUCUAUUGAGGAGCCAGUGGUUGUCAAGAGGCGAAGAGGCCGACCACCGAAGAAGACACAAAAUACACCAAUUCCUCCACGCCCUGCCCCCGAGUUACGAUCACCAUCCUCAUCUAAAUCGCCUCCACCUCCUGGUGGCUCUACUUCCAUGGUUGGUCGGCCUAGCCAGUUUCUUUCACUUCGUGAAAAGCUCGCACUCAAAGGGAAGAAGAUGAAGAUUGUCUCACAACAAUCAAAGCAAAUGAACUACGACGAACAACAGCCAAGACAAUCAGCUACGCCUAGUACCAAGAACACGUCGCUCAUGGAAGUCAAUCUCACCAAACAGUCGCCGUUGUCCACCCCCAUUAAUGGGGCGUUUUCCAACGAUAUGACUACUCAUCCACAGACACUCUCUAGGACAUCUUCAGCUGUAAACUCACACCACCAAUCCGCAAGUCGCAAUGGAACACCAGGUAUGACGAUUAACCCAACACCAGGUGCCCAGGACGGACCGUCCCAUACUUUAUCCUCAAGCGAUAGAAGUAUCUCGGCACAGCCUGUUAAGAAUGGAUCGACUGUCGUGCGUCUUGAUAACGAUAAUGAGAACAAGCAAGUAAAGAAAGGUCCCACAAUCGUCCGACUCAUGGAAUCAGAGUCAGAGUCCGAUUCCGAACAUGAUGGCAACCCAGGACCGAAAAAUCCCAGCCCAUCAAAAUCUGGCAGGAAGGGAAGUUUUAGUGAGGAAUCAGAUGGAGAAGGUUGGUCCAGUUCAGACGGCGAUAUUCCGGCUGUGAAACCGGUCAAGGAUGUUCAAUCAUCACCGGUAUCUCCUCAGCAAUUGAGAUCACCAGUUGCAGCUAGGGGGAGAGGUAGACCUCCUCUCCGUAGAUGA